This is a messenger RNA of Nelumbo nucifera (sacred lotus), 1643 nucleotides long. RefSeq lists its product as uncharacterized. The record is from RefSeq and is a predicted model, not a curated record. Lineage: Eukaryota; Viridiplantae; Streptophyta; Magnoliopsida; Proteales; Nelumbonaceae.
CAGGGUAGCUUUGAUGAAUGAUGGUGGACAUACAUGACAAGGGAUGAGGAAAUUAAAGGAAGCAAGCACGGCCGGAGAAUAGUGUUUGUCUUAAAAUGGAAGGAAGGGCGGAGCCUCCAAGGUAUCCCUAUUUUUUUUCACCAAACAAACCAAACAACUACUUGCUACAAACAAAAUCAAACGUGAAAGCAAGCAUACACCCAUCCUGUUCAUACCAAUACCAUCCAAAAGCCACUGCUGUUUGUCAGAGUUCAAUGUUGGGCUUCAAAACUUCAGAGAGAGAGAGAGAGAGAGAGAGAUCAUGACGUUGGGUCUGAACUGUGGAGCUCGGCGCGGUUAAUUUGAUCCGGUGCUAACGCCCAAAUCCUUGUGGAUGUGGACUGACUGUGGAAGAAUUGGGUAUGCAGUAUGCAGUAUGCAGUAUGCCGUAGCCAUCCCGUGAAGUUUUGAAUUAUGAUUGGUUAGUGUAGGGGGAUCGCCCGACUUAUCCAGAGAGAGGUGGUGAACUGAUGACUGGUGGGGUGGGCGCGGUGCCUGAGUGCCUCUCUUCUAAAUUCAAUCGUCUUCUGUCACGCACGGGCACAGCACGAGCCGGAGCGUGGUCUGAACUCUGAACUCUGAACUCUGAAAGUGAGUUGUGGACCCCACCAGUCACGUGAAGGUGACUCGAUGGCCGUUUGUAAGCACCUCUCAGCCAAUUAUCAUCCAUCUCCCACGUGGGGGGUGGGUGCUGGCCCUACUACUUCACCUCUCUUCCCUUUGUUUAUUCAUUUUUAUUCUCUCUCUCGCUCUCUCUACAAGACCUAUUUAUGUAUGAUGUCCUAUUCUGUUCAUCAUAUUAUUAUUCACUUUCUAUCUGUCAUUCUGUCUACCAACUCAAUCUCUCUCUUAGCGCUUCUUAUUCCUCUCUAGUCUCUUCCUUUCAGAAGUCUCAUAGAAAAAACAGGAGCAUUGCAAUCAUGGGGGAUUCUUCUGCUUCAUAUAUUCGCUUGGGUGCUGGUUCUGGUUGUUGGUAUGGUGGUGACGUGAUGAUGCAGGUGCAACACCUGAUAGAGAAGUGUAUCCUCUUCCACAUGACUAAAGAAGAGUGCGUGGAAGCACUUUCUAAACAUGCAAAUAUCAAACCUGUUAUUACUUCAACAGUGUGGAAGGAGUUGGAGAAAGAGAACAAGGAAUUCUUCGAGGCAUAUACGAAGAGCAGAGAAGGCAGGAUGGCCGAAAUGGAGACAAGGCAAAUGAUCCAAAAGAUGCUCUCCGAUUCCUCUUCACAGGCCUAGUUUUACAACGAUAAUAUCCUCCUUGAAGGGUCUGGCCGGGAGAAGCAAAAAGGAGCAGGAGCUCUUGCUUUCUUCGCUUAGUUUACUCCCGUAAGUUCAGUUUUAUUCUUGCAAUUAAACUUUAUAUAACAUGCAUUAUUACUUAUUAGCCUCCAAAACAAUAAGAGAGAGAGAGAGAGAGGAGGAUUCGCUUUCAUUUGAAUAGUCCUACAUUGUCACGUUCAGUUUGAAUAGUCCUACAUUGUCACGUUCAGUAAAACAUUGGUUUGAGGUAGCUCUACCGUCUUUAUCAAUCGUUGGGUUGAGGAUUAGUUCAGGAUUCAGAUGCUGUGAAAAUAUGUCGCUAUAUAUUGAAUUUCCAACCAA